Messenger RNA from Myotis lucifugus (little brown bat), 3684 nucleotides. It is a transcript of the gene ARHGAP27, whose product is annotated as Rho GTPase activating protein 27. Gene Ontology annotation, cellular component: cytoplasm. Gene Ontology annotation, molecular function: protein binding. NCBI's taxonomy places the organism in Eukaryota, Metazoa, Chordata, Mammalia, Chiroptera, Vespertilionidae. Gene Ontology annotation, biological process: signal transduction; regulation of GTPase activity. The record is from RefSeq and is a predicted model, not a curated record.
AUGGCCGCGGUGGUCGAGAGGAUGUUCCUGGACGACCUUGGCGCGCGCCGCCGCGCCCCUCCGGCCUCUCGGGGAGCGCGGGGCAGCUUCAAGGCCUGCAGCGUGGCGGGCUCCUGGGUGUGCCCGCGGCCCCUGGGGCGCAGCGACUCCGAGAACACGUACGAGACCAUCGAGGACGUGCGCGGACCGCCGCGGGAGGAGCGCCCGGAGCAGGUGGAUGAAACCCCAGAGCCCGUGUACGCGAACAUAGAGAGACAGCCUCUGGCCACUUCACCUGUCGCCGCCGCGGCCCCCGGACCCGGCCAGGUGUGGGAGACACACACAGACGCGGACACCGGGCGGCCCUACUACUACAACCCAGACACGGGCGUGACCACCUGGGACUCGCCCUUCGAGGCUGCGGAAGACGCCACCAGCCCGGCCCACUCCCUGUCCUCGGUGGGCAGCCACGAGAGCCUCGAGACUGAGUGGGGUCAGUACUGGGAUGAGGAGAGCCGCAGGGUGUUCUUCUACAACCCGGUGACGGGCGACAAGAUCUGGGAGGAGGAGGCCCAAGAGCUCGAGGAGGAGGAGGAGGAGGACGACGACAACGACAACACAUUGAAGAUGCAGCCAGGCCUGAGCCCAGGCAGCCCCAAGGACCAGAGGCCUCCCACCCCUGAGACGGACUACCCUGAGGUACUGACCAGUUACCCCGAGGAGGACUAUUGCUCUUCGGGCUCCUGCAGUGAGCCCGGGCCGGCCUCUCCUUUUGUCACGCCUCCCGGCUGGUCAUGCCACGUGGACCCGGAGGGGCAGACACUCUACACCAACCAGUUUACCCAAGAGCAGUGGGUGAAGCUGGAGGACCAACAUGGGAAGCCCUACUUCUACAACCCCAAAGACUCCUCUGUUCGGUGGGAUCUGCCCCAGAUCCCAAUUCCUGCCCCUCGAAGCAUCCUCAAAUCCAGCCAAGACAGUGAGACCCCAGCCCAGGCCAGCCCUCCGGAGGAGAAGAUCAAGACCCUGGACAAGGCAGGCGUGCUCCAUCGCACCAAGACAGUGGACAAGGGAAAGCGGGUCCGGAAGAAGCACUGGAGUACCUCCUGGACAGUGCUGGAGGGCGGCAUCCUGACAUUCUUCAAGGACUCGAAGACCUCAGCUGCAGUUGGCCUGAGGCAGCCUCCUAAGCUCUCUACCCCCGAGUACACAGUCGAUCUGAAGGGGGCCUCUCUUGCCUGGGCCCCCAAAGACAAAUCCAGCAAGAAGAAUGUGCUGGAGCUGCGGAGCCAUGAUGGCUCAGAGUACCUAAUCCAGCACGACUCGGAGGCCAUCAUCAGCACCUGGCACAAGGCCAUUGCCCAGGGCAUCCAGGAACUGUCUGCAGACCUGCCCCCGGAGGAGGAAAGCGAGCACAGCAGUGUGGACUUCGGGUCCAGCGAGCGCCUGGGAAGCUGGCGGGAGGAUGAGGCACGGCCUGGAGCAGCCGCUCCUGUCCUGAGCCCUGGGGUCCAGGAGAGCGACUUGAGCAAGGUCCGGCAGAAGCUCCUCAAGUUCCUACUCAAGAGGCCCACGCUGCAGUCGCUGCGGGAGAAGGGCUACAUCAAAGACCAGGUGUUCGGCUGCGCGCUGGCCACGCUGUGUGAGCGCGAGAGGAGCCCGGUGCCGCGCUUCGUGCAGCAGUGCAUCCGCGCCGUCGAGGCCCGCGGGCUGGACAUCGACGGGCUGUACCGCAUCAGUGGAAACCUGGCCACCAUCCAGAAGCUGCGCUACAAGGUGGACCACGAUGAGCGCCUGGACCUGGAGGACGGACGCUGGGAGGACGUUCACGUGAUCACCGGCGCCCUGAAGCUCUUCUUCCGAGAGCUGCCGGAGCCCCUCUUCCACUUCUCGCACUUCCGCCAGUUCAUCGCCGCCAUCAAGACCAAGUCCCCAGAGGAGGCCCCCUUUUGGGCCCCCCCAAGUGGCCCCCACUCUCCGCCCCCCUACGGCGACACCCAUAGCGGCUUCUUCUUUCAGAACCUGUGCCGGGUGAUUGAGUACGGCGAACAGAACGCAUGUCCCGUGCAGAGCGUGGCCAUAGUGUUCGGGCCCACGCUGCUGCGGCCGGAGACGGAGGAAGCCAGCAUGCCCAUGACCAUGGUGUUCCAGAACCAGGUUGUGGAGCUCAUCUUGCAGCAGUGCUCCGACAUCUUCCCGCCGCACUGACCCCCUGCGGGCGCUGAGGACUGGCACUGGCGUUGGCCACGUGUGUCCUGCCACGCGGCUAGACUCGAUUUCUGAAACCCUCCACUUCCCCCCGGUCCACAGGCCGCGGGGAAUUCUGCGCCCCUCAGUUCUGAGGGUAUGGUGACCCUGGGUGGGUAGCUCACAAUAUGUGAUUUUCCCCUCGCCUGUCCUGUUUUGGGGUUAGUUGGGUUCUGUUCUUUAUUACAGCGCCACCUCCUGUGUGUGCGCGGGCGCGCACACGAGAAUGUCGUGGGGGGCGGGGGCGGGGCGGUGAGGGUUGUUUUCCGGGACGCCCAAGCCCCUUGUUGCAGGAGUAAUUUGGGUGAGGGGCUUCCUGGCUUCUGCAGGCUUGAGGCCUUAACAGAGACCCUGUGGGCUGGCACUGUGCCCGUCACGAAGCACCUUCCCUGCUGCCGGAACAGGACUGACCCGGGCCUCCAGCGCGGGCAGCUGAACCUGCCUUCCCUCAGGCGCCAGGAAGGAACUGCUGCCCAGCCCUCCCACUGGCUGGCUGUGGACAGUUUUCACCAGCUUUCUUGUUUGCGGUUCCGGGAUUCUGCCCUCCUUGACCCACUUAUGUUCUGUGCCAGGGGUCUUCCCCUUGGGUACAUGUGUGCCUGGCACCUGCCACCUGACACGCACCAUUUCCACACACAACCCCACUUUACAGAUGAGAAAACCGAGGCUUGCAGAGGCAAAGUGACUUGUUCAGGGUCCAGUGGGUGAUCUGACUCCCCAGCUCAAGCUCCCCUUAUACCAAAGCACAGCCUCGUGGUGGGGUAAAAUCAAUCCUUUGAGCUACCCCCUAACCGCAGCAUGGACUGAUGGGUAAAGCAAAAAAAAAAAACGAAGCAGCUGGGUGGGUUCUGUCUGGGCUUGGGGAGGUACCUGAAGGUGAAGAGGGAACCUGCCCAGCUGUUCUUCCCUGGGGGGAGUGGAAGUGGCACUAGCAGGAGCCCCUCUCAGCACCUGGCUGUCAAGUGUGCCUCCUUGGUGGCUGCCUUGCCACCCAGAGCUGGGAGAGGCCUGCAGGAUGGAGGGGAGGGGGGUGUAACCCCCACAAAGGCAGUGUGGACCCCGGGGUCAGCAGCCCCCUUCCCUCAUGCACAGACCAUAUCAGUUUGUGGGUCUUACCUCCCUGCCCCACCCACCCGCGCACUUACUCCACAAGCAAUAAUAGCUAAUAUUUAUUGACAUUUGCACCGUGCCAAGCGUUUCACUUGGAUCGUCCUGUUUGUCUCUCACAGCCAAUAUUUAUUCCCUGCUCUCCUGUGCCAGACACUGUGCUCUGGAGCAGGGGUGCUGCCCGUUGCCUCCCUGGUGGAGCUUCUGGUCCGGUGGGUGAGGCUGACCCAAGCCCACCCCUGAUGCCAGCGGGGCUUGGGCAAGUGUACAAAUGGAGGCCACAUCCGUCGAGAUACUGUAAACUUACAAAUCAGGCUAACAACGUUCAAUAAAAUACGUUUUGUUCUCCUA